ACACCAGCACCACCACUCAUUCCCAGCACCGGCGACAGUGCGGGCUGCACGUUUUCCCGGAUCAUGCAAUCCGCGGCCACCGCGCCGGAUCACAGAGACGAGUGCUGCUGGGGAGCGUGUGUGCUCGGGGGCGCCGCCUGCCGAUCCAGCGCCUCAUCUUCCCAGCGCCUGCUGCACAUCCAGCUGCCGCCGCUAUUAUAAGCGGAGCGUCUGUGUGGAGUCGCUUGUAACUGCACGUCUCCUCUCUCGCUCCACACUCCCCCUGCCAGGGAGCAACCCGGGGGUCAGCAGCCACACAGCGGCCUGCACUGCCGAGUCUUUCCCCCACCGUGGGAGCUAGAGGUGCCAUCUGCAGCGGGGGCUGGAAGCAACCUGAUCUCCGGCAUUACAUAGAGGGUGGUGUUUCCCUGGGUGUCCUCCCCUUCCAGCUGGCUCUCCGGGGGGCUGCUGCAGGACGCAGCGAGAUGAGCAGGCACUGUCGGGGGUCUGUGCUACUGCUGUUGCUGGUUACUUGCUGUCUGCACCCGGAGCUCAGCUGGGUUCAUGGAACGAAGACAUUGUGUGAGGAAUCACAGUUUGAGUGUGGUAAUGGGCGUUGCAUCACUUCAUUGUGGAAGUGUGAUGGCGAUGAAGACUGUGCUGAUGGGUCUGAUGAGAAUGCAUGUGAAAAGAAAACCUGUGCAGAAGCAGACUUUGUUUGCAGCAAUGGCCAGUGUGUUCCAGAACGAUGGCAGUGUGAUGGAGACCCAGACUGUGAAGAUGGAUCUGAUGAAACACCAGAGUUGUGCCAUUUGAGAACAUGCAGAGAGACUGAAAUCAGCUGUGGAGCCCGUUCAUUGCAAUGUGUCCCCCUCUCCUGGCUAUGUGAUGGUGAAUCUGACUGUGACAGUGCAGAGGAUGAAGAGAACUGUCGGAAUGUGACCUGUAGUCCAGCUGAGUUCACUUGCUCCAGUGGCCACUGUAUUUCAAUUGGUUUUUAUUGCAAUGGUCACAAAGACUGCAGUGAUGGUAGCGAUGAAGUGAACUGCACCCCUCCCACAUGUGGCGCCCAUGAAUUCCAGUGCAAGAACUCUUCCUGUAUACCUCUGACCUGGGUGUGUGAUGACGAUGCAGACUGUGCGGACCACUCAGAUGAGUCUCUGGAGCAGUGUGGGCGCCAGCCAGUUGCACCUCAGAGGUGCUCACCCAGUGAGAUUCCUUGUGGCUCUGGGGAGUGCAUUCAUAAGAAGUGGCGCUGUGAUGGAGAUGCUGACUGCAGGGACAAAAGUGAUGAAGUGAAUUGCCCAUCCCGUACAUGCCAACCUGACCAAUUUAAAUGUGAAGAUGGUAACUGCAUACAUGGCACAAGACAAUGUGAUGGUGUGAGAGACUGCCUUGAUGGCACUGAUGAAUUGCGCUGUAAAAAUGUCAACCAGUGCACCGGUCCUGGUAAAUUCAAGUGCAACUCUGGGGAAUGCAUAGAAUUGCAUAAGGUGUGCAACAUGCAAAACGACUGUAAAGAUGGAAGUGAUGAGCCUACGAAGGAAUGUGAUGUCAACGAGUGCUUGGUGAAUUACGGUGGCUGCUCUCACUUAUGCCGGGACAUGAUUAUUGGCUAUGAAUGCUACUGUCCUGCUGGGUUUGAACUGAUCGACAGAAAAACCUGUGGUGAUAUAGAUGAAUGUCAAAAUCCAGGGAUCUGCAGUCAGAUCUGUGUCAACCUUAAAGGAGGCUACAAAUGUGAAUGCAGUAGAGGGUAUCAAAUGGAUCUGUCAACAGGAGUGUGUAAGGCAGUAGGAAGGGAACCAUGUCUGAUAUUCACAAACCGCAGGGAUAUCCGGAAGUUUGGACUCGAAAGGAAGGAAUACAUCCAGUUGGUGGAGCAGUUGCGGAACUCUGUGGCACUGGAUGCAGAUAUUGCGGGACAGAGUCUCUUCUGGGCUGACACCAUUCAGAAAGCAAUAUUUAGAGCCUCCAUGGAUAGCCGUGACCAAAUAGGAAGCCAUAUCAAAGUUCUAGAAGGCCUGCAUAAUCCUACAGCCAUUGCUGUUGAUUGGAUUUACAAGAACUUCUAUUGGACAGAUAUUGGUCAAAAGACUAUUUCGGUUUCAAACUUUGAUGGAUCCAAAAAGAAGGUUCUGUUUAACACAAGCUUGGAAGAUCCCACCUCUAUUGCAGUUGAUCCCAUAUCUGGAUUUAUCUACUGGUCAGACUGGGGAGAACCUGCCAAAAUUGAGAAGGCUGGAAUGAAUGGAAUAGACAGACAGGAACUUGUGACAACUGACAUCAAGCGACCCAGUGGCAUUGUGUUAGAUUUGGUGAAAAGCCGCCUAUACUGGCUUGAUCUGAAGCUGCACCAUCUCUGUAGUGUGGACCUAAAUGGACAGGACCGGCGUGUUAUCUUGAAGUCUCCUGAAUUUCUGGCUCACCCUCUUGCACUUGCUAUAUUUCAGGAUCGGGUCUACUGGAUUGAUGGUGAGAAUGAAGCUAUCUAUGGUGCAAACAAAUUUACUGGGCAAGAGCUGGCUACAUUAAUUAACAACUUGAAUGAUGCCCAAGAUAUCAUUGUCUACCAUGAACUUGUGCAGCCGUCAGGAAGAAACUGGUGUAAUGAGAGACUAGAAAAUGGAGGCUGUGAGUAUCUGUGUUUACCCGCCCCACAGAUAAAUGAUCGUUCACCUAAAUAUACCUGUCUCUGUCCUGAUGGCAUGGAUCGCUUUGGCCGAACCUGCAGAAAAGGCAGUUCUGUUUUAACUGAAGACCAUACUAUCCCUGCAGGAUUGCAUCCUGACAAAGCACUUUCAGGGGAAGGCAAUAAUAGUAUGUCGGUGUUUGAGGCAAACAAAAACACAUCUGCGGCAUGGGCUAUUCUUCCUCUCUUAUUACUAGUCAUGGUGGCUACUGGAGCUUUCCUAAUGUGGCGCAACUGGCAGCGAAAGAACAUGAAAAGUAUGAAUUUUGACAAUCCUGUGUACUUGAAAACCACAGAAGAGGACCUCACAAUAGAUAUUGGUAGACAUGGAGCCAAUGUGGGACACACUUAUCCAGCAAUAUCGGUUGUUAACACAGAGGAUGACCUAUCGUGAGGUUGGUUGAACAUGGUUGGCAUUCACCAUCCUCCUUCAGUCUACAAUGCUUCAACUGGAUUUAUCUUGAGUUCUGGAUGGUAACCAGGCCAGAAGCUGAACACAUCCCACCCUAAUAUGGAAGUAUGAAGAUGUGUGCAAUGCAGCUCUUAUGAAUGGGACACUACAAUGAAAAUCCCUUGUAUAUAUUUCUUAAUAAGGUUGUUCAGCUCUUGAUAUGGUUGCCAUUUAAUAUACAGCCCUCAACUCCUUAUUUAUUUUUUCAGUAUUAGCAACUCCUCACCUCCCCACUUGCCAAGUACUGUAAAAAGCACUUUCCAUAAAAAGCCAUAUCCCAGCAAAUUAAACCUUGUGCUAUAUAGUGGCCACCUGUACAUACUUGUAUAGGCAGUUGUACAUAUCUCUAGAACACAAUCACUAUUCUGAAGCACUUUGUCUUUAGUUUGAUUUGUUUUUGUACUUUCUGUAGUACUUUUUUUUUUUUUUUUUUUUUUUUGUUUUUGUACUUUCUGUUUUUUUUGUAGGUUUCUGUACUUUCCUUUUUCAUAUGGUUGGGGCAAUGGCAAUAGACUAAACAAAACGGGUUAUUAAUAUCAAAUUGCCAAAUAACUUCUUAACCUGAAACAAACUUUUGUAUGUGUGAAUGCAACUGUAAAUCUGUCUUGACUGACCUUUUUUUCUAGAGGUGUGCAGAGUGAACUCCCUGUCAAAAAACCACUGGAGAUCUUUUCAGAAUUAAAGAAAAUAUGAAUUUA
Pseudophryne corroboree (corroboree frog) is the source of this 3820-nucleotide messenger RNA. It is a transcript of the gene VLDLR, whose product is annotated as very low density lipoprotein receptor. Gene Ontology annotation, cellular component: plasma membrane. The record is from RefSeq and is a predicted model, not a curated record. The coding region runs from base 465 to 3065 and encodes 866 amino acids. The transcript is spliced from 19 exons. NCBI's taxonomy places the organism in Eukaryota, Metazoa, Chordata, Amphibia, Anura, Myobatrachidae. Gene Ontology annotation, molecular function: apolipoprotein binding; calcium ion binding.